GAUAAUAAGACGCUAUUUUACUGCGCUCUGCAAUAAAAUAGAUUUUAGUAGAAUAUUUUUCACCGAAGAACAUCGUUUGACAGAUAUUACUUAGUUCUAUUUGUAAAGAAAUGGAUUCACAAGAAGAGUCUAGUUAAGAAACCACGGGAAGUGGAGAUUUUGAUUUUGAUGAUCAGAUGAACUUUUCACUUUCACCAGGUCAAAAUCCUAAAACCGAAAAUUCGGCAAUGAAUUUACACCAAGCAAAUACUCUCCCAGCCUUAAAACACCGACUGGAUUGUUUGAUGGAAGAGGAUGAAGAUGUAGAUUAUCCUCCACCCAGACUAAUUACUGGUCUACCAGAGCCUAUUAAUGUAGAUGAUUCUGUAAAUAAACGGAGACCUAGGAGGCCAGAGAUUGUUUCCCCAAAAGCACCAUGUUUGUUAUAUACAACUGAAGAGGUUAAAGAUUAUAUAGAUCAUCUUGAAAUGAAAUUAAAUAUUUUAUAUAAAAACAUGCAGGAAACUAAUAGAUACCUGUUUGAAGUUCUUGAAGAAAAAGACAUUGAUAAAAUCAGAAUAAAAAAUCAACAACGUCUUCUGAAUCAACAGGAAGUAGAAUUGAUAUUUUACAGACAAUUUUAUAAAACUGGUAAAAAACAUGGUAAUGAGCCAAUCUCUGAGGAAAAUAAACUCAAAGCACCACCGAAGACUGAAUUCUUCAAGUACUCCUUUGGAAAAAAGUUAAAUAUUGAAAUGCACCCUGUAGAUGUAGAUCCUGAUAUUAAAGAUGCUGUUGAUCAAAAAGUCCAGGAUGUUCUACAAGCCCAGGCUGAUAAAGAUCAAGAAAUUCUUCCACCGAGUCAGGAUUUUCACAAUAUUCUUUACAUCAAUCAUUCAACAGAGGAAAGUAAAGAUGAAGAUUUUUACACCACUGGGACACCAAGUCCUGAACCAGUGUUGUAUGAUGUUACUCUGGAGUUUCAAGACAAAGAUUCAACUUUACAACAAUACAAUCCACUUGGAUCACCAGGAUCAUCAUCAACAGCUUCAAGCCCAAGUCCAAUUCAAGAUACAUCCAACGUUGAUCGAGAUUCUGACACAUUUGAAAAACUAGAAAUCUACGAGGCUCCUCUCCAAUUUCGAGACAAAGGUAUCUCAAAUGUUUUAGAGACAGACGCUACAUCACGAUCUCAUGAAAUCGUUCUCACCGAAAGGACUGAACAUCUAUUCGACAACGUCCAAUUACAGGAAGAGUUAUAUUUAAAGGAAUCUGAAAAUGACAACCAACCAAGUUACCCAUCAAGAAGCUUAAGUCCAAAAAGAGAAGUCAAUGAUGAUGUAUGUGUAAGAGAGUUGUUAGGGGAGAAGGUCCGUGAGUUACCUGAAGCUGAUUAUCAGGAGGAUGGUGAAUGUGAAGCUACAACUGAAAGUUUCCAAGAAACAACCUUUAACUUGAUGGCCAGUAUCAAAGAACUUUCUACAGAAAUCACCAAAGAAACUGAACGACAAGAUGUUAAGGUUAUGGAUACCGAGUCAUUAACAGAAAAAGAAAGAAGGAUUAUUGAAGAGAUAGAGAAAUAUGUCGGCAUUGAUGACACUUUAGACACAUUGGGAAAAGUACCUUAUGUUCCAUCAUCAGCUGAUACUAUGAACUUUCAACUUGAUCAAAAACUUGAUUUAGUAUCUGACUAUGCCCGAAGUCGAAACCCGUUGCCCAAAAAGGAGGUGAGAGCCUUGACAGCUUUACCGGAAAGCAGAGGAUCAAAGAAACGAGUGAAGGCACUGCCAAUAGAAGUUGGAAAAAGACGGUAUCCUCUCCAACCUGUCUACAGAAGCAAUACACAGAAAACCAUUCUUCCACCUAUUAGACCUAAUAAUAAAACCAACAAACCACAAUCCAAAUUCACCAACCAAGAGAAGCUAGGACCUCUACCAGACAUUACAAUCGAUAAAAGCUGCACACCAAAAAAAUCUGAACCGGUUUUAUAUAAGCCUCAAGCAACUAAAUCAAAUAUUCAACCUUCAAAGCAAACGAUUGAUGAAUUAACUCUACCAAAACUACCAAUAGUUCAUACUGCACCAAUCAUUAAAGAUAACAAACAUAGAACAGACAAUGGAUUCUCUCUUCCUCAAAUAAAGACAGCUUCAAGGAAAUCACAUUUAAGAGAUCAUCUUAAAACCAAUAUUCUACCAGAUAAAUUGAAACCAGGAAACACAUCGUCUCAAUAUACCGCUUCAACAUCAAGUACUACAAGACAUUUUACAAAGUCUGCUAACUACAAACCACCAAAAGUACUACUUCCGGUGCAGCCUAAAAUCUACCGAUCAAAUCGUCGAAAGGAGAAACAACCACAUAAAUUGCCGUAUAUUUGUCAAUUGGGAUUAGAUGAUUUAUUUCUAUCUAGAAAAGAUUAAAUAUUUUCAACUUU
This is a messenger RNA of Lottia gigantea (owl limpet), 2410 nucleotides long. RefSeq lists its product as hypothetical. The record is from RefSeq and is a predicted model, not a curated record. Lineage: Eukaryota; Metazoa; Mollusca; Gastropoda; Lottiidae. Bases 177 to 2396 code for a protein of 739 amino acids. The transcript has 6 exons.